UUCAGGAGGAAGAACCGAGACAGACACCAGAGCUGGGGCUCAUUCCCACCAUUGAGGGUAUAGCACCCUAGUCUUUAGGCAGAGAGUGCUUCCCAUCAUGGCCUGGGCCCCAGCUCCCCUCACAUGCUCAGUGCUGCUGGGAAGGCUUGGGAAGGGGCGUGGAGGCAUACCGUCUGAUCUCGGGGAGCUUGUGUCGUGUUGAGAGAGAGGUCAUGCACACAUCUGCCUGCACACCAAGAACUUCCAAACAUGGCUGCUUAACAGACUCCAGGGAUAUUUCAAGUGAGAAGUGCAGGAAUAUGGAAGCAGGGACUCAAGCAGGAACCAUGAAUGUCGGGGUGUCCAUGAAGGGGUAGCCCUGACUAAAGGAAGAUUUAAGGAAAAGCACGCUCUUCGUAUCCAAAAUAAAGCCAGCGCCGGUUGUUUCUUAUGUUAUUACUGGAGAAAAGGUCAGGGCUGGACUCUCGGGCUCCCCACGUGUGAGAUUCUGGGGACUGAAGCCUUUGCCUCCAAUAGUCUCUUGGGGUUGGAGGUUGUUUUGUUCUUGUUUCCUCAUUUAAGCUGCAAUGGUAACAGACUGACACACAGGAAAUCAUAAGUCAGGAGGGCCACUGCCACACAGGAAGGACCCACCUGAACUGCUACGAACGACAGAGGGGAGGACUCCUCCUGUAACACCGGCUCUCCUGCCACCUCCUCCCUGCAGCCCUCCUCAGCCUCCUCUGCACAGGCUGGCUUCCUCUCUGGUGCUGCAGCGCUCUGCACUCGUCAGUGGUACCUGCAUACAGCCAUUCACAAACGGUUGAUUAUAAAUGAGUUCCAGACCUAGCUCCUUCAGGUAAAGGAUCCUGAGAACUGAAGGCAAACAGAGCUCCAGGAGUCCAAGACAGAGCCACAGACCACGAGGAUCCCUGGCCCAGGUCUUGGACUUCAUUCCAUUUUCUGAUGAGUAAUAACUCAACGUUGAAAAUGUCCUUUGUGGGGGAGAACUCAGGAGUGAAAAUGGGCUCUGAAGACUGGGAAAAAGAUGAACCCCAGUGCUACUCAGAAAAAGAUGAACCCCAGUGCUACUCAGAAAAAGAUGAACCCCAGUGCUACUCAGAAGACCCAGCUGGAAGCCCCCUGGAACCAGGCCCAAGCCUCACCUCCAUGAAUUUUGUUCACACAAGUCCAAAGGUGAAGAACUUAAACCCGAAGAAAUUCAGCAUUCACGACCAGGAUCACAAAGUACUGGUCCUGGACUCUGGGAAUCUCAUAGCAGUUCCAGAUAAAAACUACAUACGCCCAGAGAUCUUCUUUGCGUUAGCCUCAUCCUUGAGCUCAGCCUCUGCGGAGAAAGGAAGUCCAAUUCUCUUGGGGGUCUCUAAAGGGGAGUUUUGUCUCUCCUGUGACAAGGAUGAAGGACAAAGUCAUCCAUCCCUUCACCUGAAGAAGAAGAAACUGAUGAAGCUGGCUGCCCUAAAGGAAUCAGCACGCCGGCCCUUCAUCUUUUAUAGGGCUCAGGUUGGCUCCCGGAACAUGCUGGAGUCGGCAGCUCACCCCGGAUGGUUCAUCUGCACCUCCUGCAAUUGUAAUGAACCCGUUGGAGUGACAGAUAAAUUUGAGAACAGGAAACACAUUGAAUUUUCAUUUCAACCAGUUUGCAAAGCUGAAAUGAGCCCCAGUGAGGUCAGCGAUUAGGAAACUGCCCCAUCAAAUGCCUUCCUUGCUAAUUCGAACUAAUUACAUAAAAACACAAAAUCUGCUCACUAA
Molecule: messenger RNA, 1752 nt
Organism: Piliocolobus tephrosceles (Ugandan red Colobus)
Lineage: Eukaryota; Metazoa; Chordata; Mammalia; Primates; Cercopithecidae
Gene: IL37
Product: interleukin 37
Exons: 8
Coding region: 946-1680 (244 amino acids)
Biological process (GO): positive regulation of gene expression; cytokine-mediated signaling pathway; inflammatory response to antigenic stimulus
Cellular component (GO): nucleoplasm
Molecular function (GO): cytokine activity
Source: RefSeq, a predicted model, not a curated record